AAGCUACAUUCUGUUUACAAAGAAAGACACUAUACAGCUAUGAAAAGACGCAUUCGGUUUUGCGCAACUAUACGAUGACGAUUCCUUGAAACCGCGUCAAAAUCAUGACCUGGUGGAUGAAGCGCAGUUUUCUCGAUUUCCUCUACUCAAGUCCCGUACUUCUCAACUGAAAUGAUCGUACGAAAAUGGACUCUCUUUACGCUCUUCUUAUUUUUCCGGUGGUUCCGAAUGAUCGCUGUCCAUGAACAAAUAGGAGAUGGAUGUGGUCACACCAUUCUGAGAACCCAUAGUGGCACCCUAACCUCUCUCAACUUUCCUGGCACGUAUCCCAACAACACACACUGUGAAUGGCAGUUGUCAGCCCCAGAUGGCCUGGGCUUCAUCCUCAAAUUCGGGGACUUUGACUUGGAAUAUUCUCCAAACUGCACCAAUGGCUCUCUAUGGAUUGUGAUGACUGGGAACAACAGAAAUACCCUGGGUCCUUUCUGUGGGACUAUGCACAUGAUCCAGCAGAAGAUGAUACUAAACUCCAGCGAAGUGACCAUUCGUUUCUCAAGUGGCUACCAUCGGUCUGGGAGGGGAUUCCUCAUCUCUUAUGCCACUGACAGACAUCAUGAUUUGAUAUCCUGUAUGGAACGUGGCAGCCAUCUGCAUGAGCAGCAUUUUAGCGCUUACUGCCCGGCUGGCUGUGGGAACGUCAGUGGUGAUGUGUGGGGGACGCCGAAUCCAGGAUACCGCGACACUUCGGUGUUGUGCAAAGCUGCCAUCCACGCAGGAGUGAUCUCGGAUGAGCUAGGCGGUUAUAUCUCCCUGACCCGAGAGCGUAGCCUUACUCAUUAUGAGUCUGCACUUGCCAAUGGAAUUCUGUCCAAAACGGGUUCACUCUCUGAAAAACGACUCAUCAUCAACAGAGAGUGUACAGAAACUCUUCCUGUGAUUCACUUCAAUGCCUCAUCUGUUUGGACGGAGGUGGACAACUUAGGAAACUAUGUGACUUGGUUCCCAGAGAAUGCUGACCCAGGCACCCAGGGUCCUCCGUGGGCAGCAGAAAGUACAGAUAAACUCGUGCAACUUGAUAUCGAUCUGGGAGAGAAAAAAAAUGUAACAGGCAUCAUCACCCAAGGGUCAGGAGACAGCCAUUACUUCUAUGUAACCAGAUAUAAGAUCUUCUGGAGCAAAGACAGAAGAAACUGGAAGGUCUACAAAAGCAGUGGCAACAAAGAGGAAAAGGUCUUUGAAGGAAACACUGAUGCUGAGCAGACAGUCAGGAACAAUUUCUAUCCACCCAUCCUGACACGGUAUCUUCUCAUCCAGCCUCAGAAAUGGCACAACCGGGCAGCCCUUCGCAUUCACGUGCUAGGGUGCUCUGCCCUUAAAAGCAGGUCAACACGCCCUUCAGUGUCCAAUGGCUCUGGAGUGGUAUCUACUACUGUUACAAAGCUAGACGCUGCACCUUCCACUGACGGCUCCUUCAUAGUAAAGAAUAUAGACAGAGAAUUGUCCAACAACCCUGAGGUGGCUGCACCUACUGAUGGAAACCGAGACGUCGUGUCCAUCACAGAUGGCCCAAUCAUAAUAAGGAAUACAGAUGAAUCGCCCAGUUUGAUGCUGAUUCUAAUUGUGGUGGGUUUGUUGGUUAGCCUGUGCGCAUCAGCCCUGUUGGUGUGGGUCUGCAGGAAGAAGAGGCAAAAUGGAAAGGAAUUUCAAUGUCCCCUGCAAAGAGGAAUUAAGGUCUCAAAUGGAAAAUCGUCAAGCUUUUGCUGUGAAAAUCGACCCCAUUUAGAGUCAGAGUUGACACCCUACUCCAUUGAAAGGAUCGGACCAAGUGAUUAUAUGGAAACCCCCCAGACAGUGUAUGCAGAGGCCGAUGUAAUUCCCGGUGGGCAGAAAGCCAGCUCUACUUUUCGGCCUACUGUUGAAGACGGCUACACCAUCCCAAUGAUCCUCAACCACUAUGAUACUCCUGGAAAGUUUCAUGAAUAUGCUGAACCUCUGAUGCCUGAGCCGGAGUAUGCCACCCCUUUCAGUGAACAGUUUCAGGACCCCGGCAGUGGAGAAGCAAAAAGGGGAACUUCCACGAUUAAAAUAGCACCCCCGUGCUCCAGUGCAUUGACUGGAGGUACAAGUAACAGUAUUGCACAACAGUACGACUUCCCCAUUCAAAGAUUGGAGUGUGUAGGAGAACAGGUGGACUAUAAUGUGCCCCAGGCCUCUGGGGGCACAGCCAGAAAGGCUAGUGUGAUUUAUGCAGAGCCACAGGCAGAAUCUCAGUGGCAGAGGACCAUGGACCCUGCAGAGCACAUGUACCAUGUGCUUUUGUGAGACUUUAGUUGUAGGCAUGUUAAAGAACCUUCAAAGGAUCUGGAGUCCAGUCAUAAUCUUCUAUUCCCUAUUUCUGGACAGAAGACUUUGCAGCUCAACAACACGUCUAAUGAUUAAUGACUCGGGUGUACAUUUGCCCUAUGGUGCACAUUUCACAGAAUGAUGGGCUGCCUGCCUUCAUAUUUGCCCAGAAAGGGCAAAGCUACUUGAAGUUUUAUCAGCAUCAACUCAGAUGCAGCAUCAACUCAGCUCAUCCAGAUUUUAGCCCUCUGGAUACAAUUAUAUGUGAAAGAGAGAAAAUAAAAAAGAGCACUUUAGUGCAAGUGGAUUUGGA
Erpetoichthys calabaricus (reedfish) is the source of this 2656-nucleotide messenger RNA. RefSeq names its product discoidin, CUB and LCCL domain-containing protein 1. The transcript is spliced from 17 exons. The record is from RefSeq and is a predicted model, not a curated record. Lineage: Eukaryota; Metazoa; Chordata; Cladistia; Polypteriformes; Polypteridae. The coding region runs from base 172 to 2322 and encodes 716 amino acids.